This is a messenger RNA of Setaria italica (foxtail millet), 1101 nucleotides long. Its product is annotated as DNA oxidative demethylase ALKBH2. NCBI's taxonomy places the organism in Eukaryota, Viridiplantae, Streptophyta, Magnoliopsida, Poales, Poaceae. The record is from RefSeq and is a predicted model, not a curated record. The transcript is spliced from 4 exons. Gene Ontology annotation, biological process: DNA repair. The coding region runs from base 103 to 894 and encodes 263 amino acids.
GCCUUGUCCUCGGCACUGUGUGGGUGUGGGUGUGGGUGUGGCCGUUUCCCAUCGCCGCACCGCCUCGGCGCCUCCACCCCUCCCUUUACCGCCGCACCGCCAAUGGCUUCGCGCCUCCGCCUCUUCGCCGCCGGUCCGACCCCAGGCGCGGACGGAAACUCCGACCCUAACCCCGGCAUCUCCGGCAAGGCGGCGGCGGGGGAACGAGAGGGGGGGGCGAAGCGGCCGGAGCCGCCGCGGCGGGAGGUGACUGACCUGGGCGGCGGCAGCGAGGUCGUGCACCUCCAGCGGUUCGUGGACCGCGAGAAGGCGUGGGAAUGGUUCGACUACCUCGACAAGACCAUCCCCUGGAACCGCCCCGAACUCCGCGUCUUCGGCCGCACCGCACAGCCUAGAGAUGUUUGUUAUGUUGCAGAUGAAGGGCUACCAGAUUUGAAAUAUAGUGGUCAUCAGCCUCAUGCCCAUUCUUGGGAUGAAUUCCCCGUGCUCAAGGACAUCCUGAAAGCAGUGCAUGAAGCCCUUCCCGGGAGCUGUUUUAACAGCUUGCUCCUGAACAGAUACAAGACCGGUGCAGACUAUGUUUCAUGGCAUGCUGACGAUGAGCCACUCUAUGGACCAACUCCAGAAAUAGCAUCUGUGAGCUUUGGUUGUGAACGCGACUUCGUACUUAGGAAAAAGCCUACCAAAUCACAAGCCGCUUCUGGAUCCGGAGAAGCUGCUCGAAAGCGGCUCAAGCUCGCUGCUCCUCAACAGCAGCAUUCUUUCUUCCUGAAGCAUGGCUCGCUGCUUGUGAUGAGAGGCUACACCCAGCGGGAUUGGCAGCACUCAGUUCCGAAGCGAGCCAAGGCAAGCUCACCAAGGAUCAACCUGACUUUCCGGCAUGUACUGACCUAAACAUCCUGCUGCGUCCAAGUUUUGUGGUGUUGCCCAGCGUAACUUUUAUGGCAAUGUUAAACGUAUGAUCUACAUUACCCAUUUCGUUUAGUUUUCUUGCGCUUGCUCAGUGUAACUUGUGGCAAUGUAUACGGUGCACAUCACCCCAUUUCGUUUCUGGGCGUGAUUGUUUAGUGUUGUAUGAGGCUCAGCUAGCUUUAGCAGUAA